UUAUAGAUAUAAGCUAUUGUUUGCUUUUUUACUCCACUGCGGUUGAAACGUUUUAUAAAUAUUCACCAUACGUAACUAGUAGCGUCAACACUGAUCAACUCGUUGUUUGCGGCAUUAUCAGUUAUAAGCUAUUUGGCAGAGGGUUUAGAUGUGCAGAUAAGAUGUUAAUAGUUUUGUUAAGAAUUAUUCAAUAAUUAAUUGCAUUAACACAAAUAUAUUAUUAACUCGAAGACGUUGAACCGCAAAAAAAUAAAUAAAAUAAAUGUCACAAAUAUACUGCUCUAAAAAUAUAUAAUUCGGAAUUAUUCAAGAUGUUAAUGCAUUUGUUCGGCGCAAUUUGACAUGUUUUAUAGUGGCUUCACAAUUAUUAAAGAAACGGGCGUUACUACAGUGGAACUCAAAAUUUGUAUACACUGCUAAUCAAUGAAAUGAUAUUUCACUGAAUCGACGUUCGUAUUGGGGACAUUAACGGUUGUGUACAAAUUAAGUGGACAGCCUGCAAAUACAUAUUUUUCUGCACUUCUAGAAACAGUUUUGUUAAUAUGACUACAUUGGCCACGUUAUCCAACCCAGUCGGAAAUGAUUCGGCCAGUACUGUAGGAGGUAGUUCAUCAACAGCAGGUGCUGGGAACAGCAACAAUGUUGAGCGACGAUGUGAAAAUGCUGACUGUAAUGUUAUUAAGUUAGUGUCAAUGGUACCGAAACGCAAAAUUACACAAUUUGUAACAGAGCCUUCUGUAAUGGAGAAACCCAUGCUUAUAAAUGGUUUUACGACUGUUUUUCAAGUGGAAGGAAGUUCUGCAAAAUUAAGUGAUUUAAAAAAUCCCAAUCCAAACACAACACCCCAACCGAAAAGUAUUUUUCGUAUCGUACCAAAUACACAUGCUCACAUUGUGAAUUAUGUUGUGGUCGAUGCUGAUGGGGAUUCUUUGCGUAAAAUCAAUGAGGGUGAUCCGGCUACAAUGCGAAAAUUACUUGAGUCGCAAAAGGUGAGUGCCGAUCAAAUGUUGAAGAAGCUUAUGGCAGGUCAUGGCCCCAGCGUUCCUAUUGUCUGCAGCGCUUCGCCUGCGUCAACAAGCGUGAACACAGUAUCUUCUGCGACAUCGUCAAAUGCACGUAGUGUGGUAACUUCGAACACAUUUUCGACAACUGCAACCACUACGACCAGUAAUGCAACAAAUGCAAAUAUUCGAACAAAUGUUACACCAGUUACAGGAAAUGCUACACCCAAUGGUUCUGCUAAGUCAUCUGCCAUACAAUUACCUAUUCGAAUGCACCCAAACUUGAAGAUAACUGCUGUGGUAAGUAGAGACACAAUUGGACAAUUGGUAGAACCAAAUACUGGUACCCAGCAGUCUCUACAAGUGGCUCCACCAGCUGCACCUACUGUUCCAUUAAUCACGCCCAUACCAUUAGCGAAUUUGCAGAGUUCGCCUGCUUCUUCUAUUUCUACCCAACCAGCGGAUAAAUCAAAUAUUGAUAAAAUGCAGGCAGAACUUGCGGAAUUGCGUCGCACUGUUGCUAUGUUGGCCGAGGCUAUGCCCAUGAAUCCUCAAGCUCAGAAAGCACUCCAACAAACAACUCAACAACGUGGUGUAGCCGUGAAAAGACAGCGCAUAAAUUAAGGGGUUAGAUGUAGUCAGAAUAUGAAAAAAUUACAUUUUUAAUCUUGUUUUUUUGGCAGUAAUAUAUUUUCUUUUAUAAAAGUAGAAAUACAUAGUAACAAAAGUUGUUUCAUAAAUGCUUGCUAUCAGUACGAAAGUUUAUACUGGAAAAGCGGUUAUUAAUACAAAAAUUAGCAGAAGAGAGGACUUGUUGAGAGCGAAAAAGCUACUAGCCAAAAAAAGCUACUGCGUUAUAAAGAAAUCGUUGUUAAAACGUAUGUCCCACUAAUCCCUUUAUAAAAAUGUGUCCUAGGAAAUUUUUUUUUCGUGAUUUUCAGAAAACCAGCUCUUAAUUGUACACUUAAAUUUCUUUUUUAACACUAUUUUGUUUUAAUACGGGCUGAAAAUAAAACAGCUUUUAAAUUUCUA
Messenger RNA from Bactrocera latifrons, 2033 nucleotides. RefSeq lists its product as uncharacterized. The coding region runs from base 543 to 1625 and encodes 360 amino acids. The record is from RefSeq and is a predicted model, not a curated record. The transcript has 3 exons. NCBI's taxonomy places the organism in Eukaryota, Metazoa, Arthropoda, Insecta, Diptera, Tephritidae.